AUGCCCAUCAGCGGACGACGCCUCCUCGUCCUCACCCUUGCGAUCCUCGUGUCGCUCCCGCAGGCCGCCCCGCCACCGCUCCUCGGACCGUCCGUGGACGUGACCCAGUGGACGUGCGUCGCGUCCGAGUCGCGCUACGUCACGGCGCGGCUCACCAACGGCAACCACAGCCUCGAGUGCGUGACGGCCAACGCGACGACCGACGCGUGCCUCUUUGCGUCGCACGCCGACGAGUGCUCGUCGCCGACCGGGUUUAUCUAUUCGUGCACCAACUACACGCACGGGUCCCGGGACCCGACACCAGCCUGCGUCGCGCUCUACAGCUCUCUAGUCCGCGGCGACGCGCUUUCGCUACCGUCGACGGUCUUGUACUUCUACUACAACGGGCUAACGUGGGCGUCCGCAUCGUAA
Messenger RNA from Saprolegnia parasitica CBS 223.65, 411 nucleotides. RefSeq lists its product as hypothetical. NCBI's taxonomy places the organism in Eukaryota, Oomycota, Saprolegniomycetes, Saprolegniales, Saprolegniaceae. Bases 1 to 411 code for a protein of 136 amino acids. The transcript has a single exon. The record is from RefSeq and is a predicted model, not a curated record.